AUCCACCUUUUGGCAUUUAACAAAGCUCAAUUCAAUGAAUAAGUACCUCUUGUGCAGAUUAAAAAAUAGGACGCUCGUGCAAAUUUGUGGAACAGACUCUUUCAGAUUUCUGCAAAGCUUGACGACCAACGAUUUAAAUAAAAUAAUAACGGAAAAGGAUUUUUCUUUAUAUAAAAAUGUCCCCAAAAAUGUGUUAUCCUGCCUGGAUGAUACAAGUGCGUAUCAACUGUGUGGCCAUAAUGUAAAAUACAAAAAAUGGACCAAGGGAUUGCCUUCCCUAUUUUUGCAAAACAAUGGCAAAAUAUUGGCUGACUGCUUUUUAUACAGUGUGAAAUAUACCCAUGAGGAGAAUUCCUUUAGCCUCUUUUACAUGGACUGCAAUGUGAAAGCGUCCAGAAUGUUGCUCAGCAUAUUGGAAAAGCGAAAACUCUCAUGUGAUGUUCACUUUAGCGAGAUGGCCAACAUCGCGGUUUAUCAGCUCCUGUCAGGUGCGUCCGUCCUCCGAGGGGGGACUUCCACAGCCGAAGUGGUGAGCAGCGGUGGAGAUAGCGCUACCCAACUGGAGGACGAACUUCCUGCUCUUUCCAAUAACCCAGGAAUAUUCCUCCUGUCCAAAGAUGCAAGAAAUGACCUCUUAGGAUACAGAAUAUACCAACUGAGGGAGAAGGGGAAAAAGCUGGUAGACGAAAAUGGAGACAAAGACGCAGGUAUAAUGGUAACAACAGACUUUGUAAAUUCCCCCCAUAGUAUAACACGCAACAGGAAUGAAAAGGAGGCCUGCGAAAUGCUUCUCAACUUCGAAAAGGAAGAAAAGGUAAACCUGCCCGCCACUUUCGCGUAUGACUAUAUGAAGCUAAAUUUAGGAGUCGUGGAAAAUUUGUAUUCAAACGAUCCGCUUUUUGGGGAGAGCACGGAGGGAGCCGCAAACGAUUCACAUGGUUCGUCUGCUUAUGGUGGGCCCAGUGCAUCCGUCGCAGCGAACAGCGCGAAGGGGAACAUCGACAGGGAGGCGUUCAAAUUUAAGGAUCUAUCCCCCUUCGACCUGAACUACGAUAAGCUGAACUAUUUGGCCAAAGACAAAGGCUGCUACGUAGGCCAAGAGGCAAUCAACAGAACGAGGAACGAAAUAUUUAUUAACAAGUACCAACUGACGAUGUGUGUAAACUACGACUACCUCGAAAUGUUCCUGGAGAGUUGCCACACUUUAAGCAAAGCUAUUUUGGCCGACUCGCUUUUUCACAAGUACGUAACACGAAUUAAUGAUAGGAGUUUAUUCAAGCCAACUUUUUUUUUGCUGAAAAAUGCGUCCAGAAGUUCGGAACGCGCCAUUAGCUAUGAACAGCAGUAUAGUGUAAUUGUCCAGAAGGGGUGCACAAAUGGUGGAGACUCCACAAAUGGUGGUGAUUCCGCAAAUGCUAGGGGCCAGGCAAAUCCUGGUGACCCCGCAAAUGGCACCACCGUGGGAAAUGUCUUUUUCUAUAACCAUGUGAUGGGGCUAUGUUUUCUAAUCAAGAAGCGGAUAGCACUUGCAAGUGGCGACAUUUACUCUGCUGCUUCCAAUGUGUAUAUUAAAAACAAAGUUGGUGAGGAGCUCCACCGAGUUUGUCUUUUCCCAUUUAAGUAUCACAGCAAGGCGUUUUAG
Molecule: messenger RNA, 1642 nt
Organism: Plasmodium vivax (malaria parasite P. vivax)
Lineage: Eukaryota; Apicomplexa; Aconoidasida; Haemosporida; Plasmodiidae
Product: aminomethyl transferase domain containing protein
Exons: 1
Coding region: 35-1642 (535 amino acids)
Cellular component (GO): mitochondrial matrix
Molecular function (GO): protein binding
Source: RefSeq, a predicted model, not a curated record